AUGCUCGUCUUGGGUGGUGGAGGGUACACUUUGAGGAAUGUAGCUAGAUGUUGGGCAAAUGAAACUGGUGUCUUACUCGACGUUGAAAUGACCAAUGAGAUUCCCGAAAAUGCUGAGUACCUUCCAUUUUUCGAGCCAGAAUUCACACUCCGCCCUGAACUCCCUAAACGUGCUGAUAACCAUAAUACAAAAGAGUUUCUCGCUGCCAUUAGACAAGAAAUUACUGAAAACUUACGUCAAGUUCGUGGAGCUCCAUCGGUUCAAUUCAUGCCAAUCCCUGAAGACAUGAUUGACAUCGAUGUGGCUUUGUGUCGACCUGAACUUGGAGACGAAGAAAGAGGAAAAGAUCAUGAAGAAACGAACGUCACAUUCUCAGGAAUAGAAGUAUAA
Molecule: messenger RNA, 390 nt
Organism: Cooperia oncophora
Lineage: Eukaryota; Metazoa; Nematoda; Chromadorea; Rhabditida; Trichostrongylidae
Source: the annotation of a GenBank genome assembly